This is a messenger RNA of Tremella mesenterica DSM 1558, 852 nucleotides long. RefSeq lists its product as uncharacterized. Gene Ontology annotation, biological process: protein folding in endoplasmic reticulum. Gene Ontology annotation, cellular component: EMC complex. Gene Ontology annotation, molecular function: protein binding. The transcript has 6 exons. Lineage: Eukaryota; Fungi; Basidiomycota; Tremellomycetes; Tremellales; Tremellaceae. The coding region runs from base 1 to 852 and encodes 283 amino acids. The record is from RefSeq and is a predicted model, not a curated record.
AUGGUAUCAGAUGCUGAACGAUUGGCUCAAUGGCGGACUAUCGGUUCUCGUCAUUCUGAAGAGGUCAUAGAGAUAGCUCCUAGAGUUUUGGCCAGGUCGACGGAUCAAGAAUGGGCAGUGAGGGAGCAGCUUGUCAUCGCUGCGUUAGACGUGGGCAGGAUAGAGCUGGCUUCGGAACAAAUUGAUAUUCUCGAAAAGAAAUUCCCAGCCUCACCACGGGUUCUACUGCUCAAAGGUUUACGAUUGGAAGCGGAGGAUCAACCUGUUGCAGCGAAGAAAGUAUAUAUGGCGGUAUUAGCGACAGACGAGACCAAUGUGACCGCUCAUCAACGUCUCAUAGCAGUAUCACUCUCAACAACCGACGUCCCUACUACCAUCCCUGUUUUACUCACUUAUCUUGAUAAUUUUUACUCUGAUCCUUCCGCUUGGUCUCUCUUAGCCGAUUUGUAUUGUCGUGUUCAAAUGUACGCUCAAGCUUUGACAGCCAUGGGACAUUUGAUGCUGCUACAAUCAUGGGACAGCAACGCAGUGACCAAAGCAGGAGAGAUAGCGUAUACUAUGAAGGAUUAUUCUCUUUCCCUUAAAUACUUCCUGAGAGCAGUCGAGAUGGAGAACGGUCCUCGUGGUAGUGCCCCAUCGGAAAGGACGAAAGCGUGGUGGGGAGUCAAGCAAGUGAGGAAACUACUUGAAGAGGGUGAAACACUGACGACCGUCGUACCCGAUUCAAUGUCCACCACUCCGGAUCAAUUGAAAGCUCUUGAUCUGUUAGCGACAGAGCGGUUAUUAGCUAUAGGAGGAAAUGAUAUGGAAUCACGGAGAAAAAUCUUGGGUGAGGAGAUAAUUGUGAGAUGA